Corythoichthys intestinalis (scribbled pipefish) is the source of this 2197-nucleotide messenger RNA. It is a transcript of the gene rap1gapl, whose product is annotated as RAP1 GTPase activating protein-like. Gene Ontology annotation, molecular function: GTPase activator activity. Gene Ontology annotation, biological process: activation of GTPase activity; regulation of small GTPase mediated signal transduction. The record is from RefSeq and is a predicted model, not a curated record. The transcript is spliced from 19 exons. NCBI's taxonomy places the organism in Eukaryota, Metazoa, Chordata, Actinopteri, Syngnathiformes, Syngnathidae. The coding region runs from base 411 to 2075 and encodes 554 amino acids. Gene Ontology annotation, cellular component: cytoplasm.
GGAAGAAACCGACACACGUUGAGAGCUGAUGGCUAAGCUAAGCUAGUGAACUCCAGGACCAAAGCAAGCCAAGUUUCUCCUACCUUCAGCGGUUCUUCCGGUGAUGCACCGAAGCAGCAAAUUUGUCUUGAAGCUCAGAGAAACCGGCAAGUGUUUAGCCCUUUUUGGCGUGUAUCCAGUUGUAUGUGCUGUGGUGUUGUUGCUUGCACCUGCAUGUGACUGUGCACGAGGGGUUUAUCCUGCAUGAGUGACAGCAGCGCCAAAGGAGAGGAAAGGAAGCUUUAAAUGAGUGGGAGGCAGGGGGUCAUGGAGGAGGAGUGACAGAAUUAUUGAGUGAAUUAAUUCAGCCUUUGCCAGCCCUGAUUGACUGUAUACCGCAAACUUGCAAGUACAGUACAAACAGUCUCGCCAUGGAGGAAGAAAAGGGAGAAGACACGUUCUUUCCAAGAAGGAGAAGUUUUACUUUCGGUGCGUAUGGAAGUGUGGACAUAUCCGGGGAUGAGACAGGAACGGAACCUGCGGACAACAACACAAUGGACAUCUUGGACUGCCUUGUCAAUGACACCAAACCAGGCCUGUCUGCCAGCAUCAGCCAGAAAGACACAGAGCUGUUUGAAAUAAUUGAAAAAUUGCAGGGCAGCAGACUUGAUGAGCAACGAUGUGAAUUCCCCCUGCCUCUUAAGUCUCAGUUUUUGACCAUAGGUGGAGAGCUGCCAAUCAUCCUCCCUUCAAAGCUAGGGCGCUACUGGAUAGAUCCUCCUUUGCAUAGGCUUGCAGACAUCAGUCCCACCUCCUCCCAUUACAGCUUUAGAGCAGACAGCAACGAACUCAUGGAAAGGGAUGGCGAAGCCAAAAUCUACCAUGACUUCUUUCGCUCACGGUAUCACCAUUCAUUCACAGCAGUGGAUCCAACAUUAGGCCCAUUAGUUCUAUCUGUGUGUUUGGAGGAAGAAGAUAAUAGGAUGCGAGUCAUACUAAGAAUGAAAGAGUACACACGACAUGGCGUUUUCUCUCUGUCGCUUUUUUCCGGCAUUCCGUCUGCUGUAGAACUAGCAAAGAUGCUGUGUGACAGAGUGACUGUGUCAAAAUUUGAAGCAGUCACCUACCUCAAGGCCCCGGGACUAAUAAGUGCAUUUGAUGAACAUAGAAUGUCUUCCAAUUUCAAGUUUGGCGUAUUAUACCAAAAGGAGAAUCAGUUUACUGAGGAGGACAUACUCGGUAACGACGAGGAAAGUGCUGAGUUUACUGAGUUUCUCUCUAUCUUGGGAGACACGGUUCAACUUCAUGGCUUCACUGGGUUCAGAGGAGGUCUUGAUGUGUGUCACGGCCAGACAGGAAGUGAGGCCAUCUUCACUUCCUUUCACGGCAGAGAAGUCAUGUUCCAUGUAGCGACUAAAUUGCCAUUCACAGAGGGUGAUCCCCAGCAGCUGCAAAGAAAGAGACACAUUGGUAAUGAUAUUGUGGCGCUGGUUUACCAGGAGGGUUCAACUCCUUUCCUUGCUGAUGUCAUUAAGUCACACUUCCUGCACUGCUUUAUUGUGGUCCGGAGGGUUCAGAGUGGGAAGACCGACGAUACUGGCCAAACUGCAUAUCAGAUAUCUGUAACAGCCAGAGAGGAUGUUCCUCUAUUUGGUCCCAUCCUUCCAGAUCCUCCAAUCUUUACAGAUCACUCCCUACUGAGAGAAUUCCUCCUGACCAAACUCAUCAAUGCAGAGAUUUCCUGCUAUAAAGCUGAGCAGUUCAGCAGGCUGGAGCUGCGCACUCGUUCAUCACUUCUGGAGAGUCUGCUGGCAGAACUCUCCACCCGUUCGCACUGCAUGCUGGGAGAUUCGUUAUCCUCUCUCCCCACUGCUGAGAGUGUCAGAGGGGCAUCUGAAAGCAGCGGGGGAUUCAUAGAGAACUUUAAGAGGGCCAUCAGAGUGCGGAGUCAUUCCUUCGAGACCCUCGGAGUGCCGAGGAAGAUCAGUGGCAUUUCAGUACAGAAACCAAAGGCAGACAAGGAUUCAGAGAGUGAAAGCAUGGCACCAGAUCCAGCAAGUCCUCAAGAGGAGGCAAAGAAGAACUCAUCAUUAUAGCCUUUAUGUUGACCUCAUUAUGUGUGGAUGACUUUUGUAAAUAGUCAUGGUAGCGUUGCUGCUGAUGUGAUUAUUAUACUGCAAAGCAGUAAUAUGUGUGAUAUGAGAUAUUUCAAGUCAUU